Molecule: messenger RNA, 1992 nt
Organism: Lepus europaeus (European hare)
Lineage: Eukaryota; Metazoa; Chordata; Mammalia; Lagomorpha; Leporidae
Gene: SPNS1
Product: SPNS lysolipid transporter 1, lysophospholipid
Exons: 12
Coding region: 200-1786 (528 amino acids)
Biological process (GO): transmembrane transport
Cellular component (GO): membrane
Molecular function (GO): transmembrane transporter activity
Source: RefSeq, a predicted model, not a curated record
UGGGGGGUUGGGGCGGCAUGACCGGACCCGGGUCCCUUCCCAGCCCCGCGCUCUGUGCUUUGGGGCCAGCGCCUGUCGGUCUCGAGGCGCACUUCCCUCUCCUGGGUUCCCGCCAGCCUCCUCUCUCCAGCUUCCAACCCCUCGCAGGUGGGAUCGUCGGUGCGAGCGGAGCGCGGGCGGGCGCGCGCCCCCCGGGACCAUGGCCGGGUCCGAUACCGCGCCCUUCCUCAGCCAGGCGGAUGACCCGGACGACGGGCCGGGGUCCGGCCCCGCGGGGUUGCCGGGGCCCGUGGGGAGCCCGAAGGCCGGGGAGCCGCAGGUCCCUGACCGGGAGGGGCUGCAGCGCAUCACGGGCUUGUCUGCGGCUCGUUCGGCUCUCAUAGUGGCCGUGCUCUGCUACAUCAACCUCCUGAACUACAUGGACCGCUUCACCGUCGCGGGCGUCCUGCCCGACAUUGAGCAGUUCUUCGGCAUCGGAGACAGCAGCUCCGGACUCAUCCAGACCGUGUUCAUUUCCAGUUACAUGGUGUUGGCACCUGUGUUUGGCUACCUGGGUGACAGGUACAAUCGGAAGUAUCUCAUGUGUGGGGGCAUUGCCUUCUGGUCCCUGGUGACAUUGGGGUCAUCCUUCAUCCCCAGAGAGCGUUUCUGGCUGCUCCUCCUGACCCGGGGCCUGGUGGGGGUCGGGGAGGCCAGUUACUCCACCAUCGCCCCCACGCUCAUCGCCGACCUCUUCGUGGCAGACCAGCGGAGCCGCAUGCUCAGCGUGUUCUACUUCGCCAUUCCCGUGGGCAGUGGCCUGGGUUACAUUGCAGGCUCCAAGGUGAAGGACGUGGCUGGGGACUGGCACUGGGCUCUGCGGGUGACACCGGGUCUCGGAGUGGUGGCCGUCCUGCUGCUGUUCCUGGUAGUGCGAGAGCCACCACGGGGAGCUGUGGAGCGCCACUCAAAUUCGCCACCCCUGAACCCCACAUCGUGGUGGGCGGAUCUGAGGGCUCUGGCAAGAAACCCUAGUUUCAUCCUGUCCUCCCUCGGCUUCACGGCUGUGGCCUUCGUCACGGGCUCCCUGGCCCUCUGGGCUCCUGCAUUCCUGCUGCGUUCCCGGGUGGUCCUGGGGGAGACCCCCCCCUGCCUUCCUGGAGACUCCUGCUCUUCCUCGGACAGCCUCAUCUUCGGGCUCAUCACCUGCCUCACCGGGGUCCUGGGUGUGGGCCUGGGUGUGGAGAUCAGCCGCCGCCUGCGCCGCUCCAACCCGCGGGCUGACCCCCUGGUCUGUGCCGCUGGCCUCCUGGGCUCCGCACCCUUUCUCUUCCUGUCCCUCGCCUGUGCCCGCGGGAGCAUCGUGGCCACUUACAUCUUCAUCUUCAUUGGAGAGACUCUGCUGUCCAUGAACUGGGCCAUUGUGGCGGACAUUCUGCUGUACGUGGUGAUCCCCACGCGACGCUCCACCGCCGAGGCCUUCCAGAUCGUGCUGUCCCACCUGCUGGGCGACGCUGGGAGCCCCUACCUCAUCGGCCUGAUCUCCGACCGCCUCCGUCGCAGCUGGCCGCCAUCUUUCCUGUCCGAGUUCCGGGCCCUGCAGUUCUCGCUCAUGCUCUGCGCCUUCGUCGGGGCGCUGGGCGGGGCGGCCUUCCUGGGCACCGCCAUGUUCAUCGAGGGCGACCGCCGGCGGGCGCAGCUGCACGUGCAGGGUCUGUUGGCCGAGGCGGGGCCCGCAGAUGACCGCAUCGUGGUGCCGCAGCGUGGCCGCUCCACCAGGGUCCCCGUGUCCAGUGUGCUCAUCUGAGUGGCCGUCCCUCACCUGUCCACACAUCUGCCGCCGCGGGCCCUGGGGCCUGGCCCACGAGGUGCCCGGGCCUAAGCCCUCAGCCCGGCCCAGCUUCCAGGAGGGACCCUGGGCCCUGUCCAGCUCCCAGACACUACAUGGGCAGCCUAGGGGAGGAGUUGGGGGUCUGGGGUGGGGAGGGGGUGGGGUCCCCUCCACUGGAGCAG